Molecule: messenger RNA, 10984 nt
Organism: Dimorphilus gyrociliatus
Lineage: Eukaryota; Metazoa; Annelida; Polychaeta; Dinophilidae
Source: the annotation of a GenBank genome assembly
UAUGAGUCUUCUGUGGCUGCAUGCCGAAUGCGAUAAUAUUAGAACAGAAGAUGAAGCUGACAAAGCAGUGGAAAGUGGUUAUCAUUGUAUAUUAUGUAGGCCGUUUACUGGACAUAAAGUUUCGGUUCCAGCAUAUGCUGCCGAAAAUGAAACAACUGAUAACUCACAAAAAAGUACUGGAAACACUCCUGCCUUAUCAAUAACAAUAAAUCCUUUGAGCAUGUCUCCUAAGGCUCAAAAUAUAGAAACACCGUCAACGCCCAGAAGUGUUAAACGUUACAUGUUGGAUGGAGUUUUCUUAUCUGAAAGAGGAAUUGAUCACAUUCGAAGUUUAACAAUAAAAGUGCCAGAAAAACCUAAGAGACCUGAAUGUAUUGUCAUCAUGUCUAGAUUUAUGCUUUCAACCGACAGGCGAAAACAAAAGCUAUCAAAUGAUAAACAAAAAGGCGCCCUCAACAAAUUGUUUGAUUUAGAUGAGAAUGAUGAUGGUAAAGAUGAUGAAGAGGGAGAAGAUGGUAUUUCUAAAGAAGAAACAAUGUCAAUUUCAGAAAGACGAAAAAACAGGCGAGUUCAACUGCUGGGGAUUGGUGGCUUUUGCCCUCGAAAACGAACGCCAGCAAGAGGUGGAGUUCCUAGACAUAGAGGUGGAGGAGCCAGAGUAUUAAACAGAAUGGAUAGUCAAACAGAUGCACAAGAAGACAUGAAUCUCGAAAUGGAAAAUGGUAAAAGAAAACGUAAACCGUUUAGAAGAGCCAGAAGAUGUUAUUUAGAAGAAUACUUCCCAAGCUAUCUUCAGGAAGCUUUCUUUGGUAAAACAUUAGUGGAUCGAUCUAAGAAUGCGGAGGUUAAGGAACUUGAUGAAGAAAAAGAAGAUGGUGGUGAUGAAGUUGGAAAGGGAUCUCUGUUGGGCUACCCAACAAAGUCCUUCCUGGAUAGAACAACAUCGGAGUCAACAACUGCUUUUGUAGCCACACCGCCUCGACAGCAAGAAACAUCCGAUCAACACGUGGAUUCUAAUUAUGAAGAUGAUUUGAAAGAUAUUUUACCGUCAGACGUCGAUAUGGAGCUGUUCAUUAAUACUAAUUUGAAAACUGACGAAUUAACAGAGCAAUCUGAAAAUGUGUUUGAACCAAGCAUUGACAAUGAUGAACCAAUGAGCGCUGUAGAUGAUAUUAAUUUACCUCAGGAUCUCAAUAAACUGGAAGAGAUGGAUUCUAAAACUGUUGAGGAAUUACUUGGUGUAAUGAAUGAAGAAAAUGAAGAAAACGUUCAGGUUGAACCACCAGCAAGCAAUUUAAGUGAAGCUUCAACACCCUCUAAUUCUGGUCCACCUUCUGUCGCUGCAUCAUCUAACGAUGGUUCUAACACUGUACCACAAGGGCCCCUUAGUGGUGGACAUAGUCUUCCUGAUGCUCAAGAAAAUAAUUUUCCACUACCGGCAAUGCACGGAUUUUCCACCAAUACAACAGCAACUCCUCCACAACACCCUAUAAGCUUACCUGCUAUGUCUCCUAGACCAGCUGGAAUUCAAAGAUAUCCAUUACAAGGAGGUGUUCGACCACCGCAUCCUCAUACAGUAGCUCAGCCGACACAUAGCCCAGUUUCAUAUCCACCCUCAAGUGUCAUGCAGCAACCUCACCCAUCUGCAGGAAAUAUGGCGCUUAUGCAUCCUACUCCAAACCAAGGAACAUCUCACACUCAAGAAUAUCCUGGAGUUUUUAUGGACAAUAAUCAAGUCAGACCACACGGACCAUCAGCACCCACACCGACUUGGCCACAACAGCAGCCAAGUGAAAGUGAUCAGAGUUACAGUAAACGAAAUAUUGCAAAAUGGCAGCUUGACGAACCUCUUGGUGACAUGGCAACAAUUUCUCCAGUCCUCUAUUGUAAUAUGAAGCAUCCAGAACUUAAGGAGAAAUAUCCCGAUUGGAACGAACGAUCUAAGCAAAUUGCUAAAUUAUGGAGAAAAGUUCCUUCUGAUGUACGAGCUCCUUUUCUCACAAAAGCGAGAGAGAAUCGCGCAGCAUCACGGCUGACAAAAGCACAAAGAGUUACAAACGAUUAUAGAAAGAAAAAGACAUCAACAACCGAUAUGCCCCCACCCCCACCUCCAAAAAAUUUACCAGAGACACCGUCUCCGAUAGCUUUACCUUUAUCUUCACCUGUUGGAAGCUCUAGUCCAUCCACAUCUUCAGCUGCUAAUGUUACAACUAGUCCCGUCAUAGCCCCAAUUAAUUCUCCACAAACGGGAAAUAAUAAUAAUAGUAACAAUAAUAAUAAUAAUCCAAUGUCAGCUCCUGUAACACCAUCAAAUGAAGAUAGUCAGCAUUCUUGGGCAGAGAAGCCUCACAGUCCAGAAGAAAAUGUGACUCAACCAGAACCCAAAUCCAUAAAAGAAGAGAAAGAAGAGACAGGAGAUAUAGAGACCAAAAAGAAUAUAUCGUCAACUACUAUUUCAACACAAUCGCCUCAAUGUAUUCCACCACCUUUACCGCAAAAUCCAGGUCAAGCGCAGGUUCAGCCUCAGCCGCAAACUCAACCGCCACCUGUAUCCCAACAAGUGCAGGUUCAUGCGCAAGCUCAAGCUAAGGCUCAAGCGCAGGCACAAGCUCAGGCUCAGGCUCAGGCUCAAGCACAAGCCCAGGCUCAAGCACAGGCACAGGCUCAAGCACAGGCUCAAGCCCAAGCACAGGCUCAAGCCCAAGCACAGGCUCAAGCCCAAGCUCAAGCCCAAGCUCAGGCUCAGGCUCAAGCGCAGGUACAGGCUCAGGCCCAAGCAAAAGUCCAAGGACAAAGCCCAGUCCAAGCCCAAGUUCAACCACAAGGUCAGCCUCAACACCCGCCUCAGCAUCCGCCUCAAUCUCAGAACCAACCUCAGACACAACCUCAAAUACCGCAACAGCAUCCGCAACAAACUCAACAUCAACAGUUGCAUUUGCAACCUCAUCAGCAGAUUCAGCAAGCUCAGAUGCAACAACAGCAAAUGCAGCAACAAAUGCAACAACAGAGUGCAAUCCAUUCUGGUCCUGUUAGACCUCCCCUCCAGAGUCCACAGCCAAUGCCAGGUAGAAUGGAAUAUCCUGGCAUCAGAACGACAAAUUUUCAAGGUCAAAUCAGACAGCCUGUCAUGUCAGAAUCAUAUACGGUAAAUCGACCAAUGCCACAACAGCAACCACAGCAACAACAGCCUCCUCAGCAGCAGCAACAGCAACAGCAGCAUGACCACUUUCAAUUUCAACCUCCAACACCCAGACUUACGUCGCCAGAUCAUUACGAUCCAUACGCUCAACAGCCAUCAACUCCCAUGCCACAAGGAAAUCCUCAUGAGAUCAGGCACAGAACUCCAUAUGGUCACCCACAGCAGUAUAGAAUGAAUAGCCCUCAUCAUGUAACAUACCCGAGAGUUCCUGGUCCUCAAGAACAUUAUGCAUCAAAUGUUGAAGGCAGUCAUGGCAUGUAUAGUGAUCAAACGUCCUGGUCUUAUAGAAGACCGUUGAAUACAACAAAUUAUUGGCAGAAUAAACCAAAGAUGAGACAGGAAAAGAGGAGACAUCAAGAGCUAGGACAAGUUCAAGCGUCCCAAAUGAGUCAUCACAUGCAAAGAUGGACACAACCUCCCAAAUCAGGUUAUCCACAUCAUCCAUACGGAAUGGAAAAUGAACCUAGACAGCACAUGGCUUAUCCUAAUGUUACUGUAGGCCCUCGGACAACUGGUGAACCUGUUGGGCAUCGAUGGCCAGUUAGUCAGGGUUAUCCUCAUAGUCACAUGAUGAGACCAGCAAUGGCUCCAUCUGAUAUGGAUCCCCAAUACAGAGCUCGAAUGCAACAUCCUGGCAUGCCAGAACAGCAGCAACAAUAUAUGGCAAGAGCUCAAAUUCCUCCACCAGGCCAUUAUCCCCCAGGGCAUCCGGGAAAUAUGGUGAGAUCUAGAUUUAAGAUUUCAAAAAUACUUACGUCUGACGAACAGAUGUAUCCGGAGAGAAUGAGACGGUAUCAAGAGCAAAAUAUGCAAGGAGUUAUGGGAAUGCCCAGACAUCAAUACCCUCAGCAGCAACAACAGCAGCAGCAACAACAACAACCUCCGCAACAACAACAACAACCUCAAAUGCAACAUCAAAAUAUGCAUCAUAUGAUUCCAAUAUCAUCGCAAUCUCCUGGUGCUUCAACGGGAAUGAGAUUACCAAAUAGUAUGACUGGCAUGAAAUCUGAUCAGGAUUUGGAUGACUUGUUGGGAGAGGAUGGAAGCUUUAAUAUUCUUGAUUUGGCUGAAGGAGAUUUGGACUUAGAUUCAGAUAAAAACAUGUUUGACGAACAUUUGGGCUUGGGAAAAGAUACUCAAUCAAAAACAGGUGCCGCUGAGAGCAGCGGGUUGCAAAAGACAUCUGCAACUGAAUCAGCCGAUAAUCGUGGGGCUGCCCCCAACCCAGGGAAAUCCCACCAAAACGGUGACAAAAAGAACGAUAGCUCUGAUAAGCCAGAUGGUGCUGCUUUUUUGGAUGGUGCUUUUGAUGAAUCUGAUGAUGACGAUAAUGAUGAAGACAUGGAAGUUGAACAGAUAAUGUAUUUAGAUGGUGCAGUUGAUACCGAAAAAGACAAACCCAAUGAAACCCCUCCAGCUAAUCCUGAUUUACAACCGGCUGCUUCCACACUUCAACAACUUGCCAAAGCACACGCUUUGUCAAGACAGUCCAGCGGCAGCCAGCCAAGUACUCCAACAACUCCUAGCAAUCCUCCAACUCCAGGUCAAGGACAGGGGCAUCCAAGAUCACCUUUUGCAAUGAGUCCACGUAUGACAGCUGCUCAGCCACAAAGUAUGCCCCAAAUGCCACAAGGCCAAAUGAGAAUGUCUAUGCAACAAAUUAGACCGGUACAGCAACCAAUGCACAGGAUGAAUAUUCAAAGACCCACGUAUCAACAACAGUCUCAACAAGUUAUGUCAGGCCAAAAUCAAUUUGUAAUGUAUCAAGGUCAUCAAAAUCACCCGAUGCAUCAGCAGAUGUAUUCUAAACAUCCUAGUCAUAUGUAUGUCCAACAUAGAAUGCCGAAUUCUAUGCAACAGUAUCCAGGACAAAAUCAGCAACCAAUGCAACAAUAUGUGUCUCAGCCUCACCAAUCACCUGUUCCUAACAUUCAAUCUCCUUUGAGGCCUGUACAGAGUCCAAUGGGUCAAAUUCCUGGCCAUUCUCCUCAUAACUCUUUGCCGACUCAUAGUCCAAUUCCAUCAGGUCCAAAUCAAAGUCCUGCUGCGGCUCAAUCUCCUUUACAUCAUCCUGUUCCAUCACCUAGAUCAGGAAGUGACACGCCUCAGCAGACGUCAUCUCCAAGAGCACCGGCAACCCCAGGAUCAGAAUCUUUGGAACAAUUAGAAGGAGCCUAUUCAUCAUGUAAUUUAGAACAAUCGCGAAGACAACAAUCGUCAAUUGGACAACUUUUGGGUCAUCAGCCUGUCGUUCGAUCGACUCUACCGUCCUAUACGCAAGCUGUUCAGAGACCCCAAACUGCAUCAGAUAUGCCAAUGAAUCAGCAACAAUUUCAAUAUGGGCCGGUUAGUACCCCUCCUCAAGGAGCCGGUCCGGUUAGACAUGUUAUGCGUGGCCAAAUGUAUCAUCCAAUUUCCCAAUCACACCAGAUGAGAAUGCAGCAACAGCAACAACAACAACAACAACAGCAACAACAGCCACCACCACAACAUUCCCAACACCCUCAACCAUCUUAUCAGUACCAAAGGAUGCCUGUUCAGCGACAGCCAUACACUCAACAUAUACGACCGAUGACUCCAAGACAAGCUGCUCCGAUUAGACUUCAACAAAUGGAACAACAACAACAACAACAACAACAACAACAACAACAACAACAACCACCACCACCACUUCCUGUUCCUCCCAACGCCAUUGCUGUUGAAACCCCGACUACAGUUACACAGACAACAACGGCAGCAAGUAGUUGUGUCAAUCCAACUAGCUCAAGUUCUAGUACAGGAGAUUCAUCUUCGUCACCGACUGAUUCUAAAGAUAGAGCGCCGCUCUUACACGAGCAACCGCUACUGUUGCAAGAUUUAGUUGAGCAAGAAAAGCAAGAACAACAACGACAAGCUGAGCAGCAAUCAUUGAUACCGGUUGAUACCAAACCUACGCCUACUCCCGUAAAUCCGGAAGUUUCAACUAGUCCUGCCACAACUGUACCUUCAGCGGCAAGAUUUUCUUCUGCACCUGCUGCUCAACAGCAUUCAAAUGUACCUCAUAGAUUUGGACCUUAUUCCGGACAAAACCCAAAUCAAGAUAUUCAAUUACCGACUCCAGCUCCACCUCCUCCUCAGCCAGAAAAUGAUGCUGGUCAAGAGGAACGAGCAAGGUAUGAACAAUGGUUGCUGAGUACAGAUCAAAUUAAUACCUCAAAUACUAAACAUCUGGAAGAUAAAGUAAAUGGCUUAAGAAAGACGAAAAAGUCAGUUGCAGCAAAAAAUAGACAAGCAAAAAAAGCUGGCAAUGAACCAUCGGAAGCUGACCAACAAGAAAUUGAUAGAUUAAAUUCAGACAUCUCGGGCAUUCAGAGACAAGUAGAAGCAGCCAGAAAACAACAGAAAAUUCACCAACAACUUAUGCAAGAUUAUCAUACAAAAAAUCAAGAACGUUUUGGUGCUUUGCAAAUGCAACAACAAACCCAAAACGUACAAAUGUCCCAGAAUAGCCCAAUGAAUUCUCCGAGAAUACCUGGUCAACCGCCUAUUAGACUGCCGGCUCAUAUGAGGCAAAAAUAUGAUGAGUACAUUCAACAACGCCUUCGAGAAGCAAGUCAAGGCCCACAAGUCUUGACGAAUUCAGGAAGCAAGCCGAACGUGAAAAGAGAUGAAACUAAGUACGCAGUACAACAGGAUGAAAAUAACCCGUUUAGCGAUACGUAUCAACACAGGGAACACUUAGAGAAGCUGCAUUUGCAAGAACAACAGAGAAUACAAAUGGAGCAACAUUUAAAACAGCAUGGUGAUUCGCCACAACAGCAUCACACACCAGGUCAAUAUUUGGAUUUUCGGCCACGAUUUACUCAUCCAAAUUUUAAUCAAGAAGGACCACAACAGUUUGCUGGUCCAAGAUACGCUGGACCACAUGGAGGUCCAUUGAGAUAUCCAGGAAUGCAGCCGGAGGGUCAAAGGAUGAGCUAUGGCGGCGAAGGAGGACCAAGGAUACCUUAUGUGUACAACGCCCCGUACGGACAAACUUCCAUGACAAGGAUGUCGCCACCAAGUGCAAUAAAUGCACCAAAUGCAGGAGCAGGACCUGUUUCUGACCUCCAAAGAUUGGCUAGUAUGCAACCACAGGUGUCUCCUUUACACACCUCAUUUCCCAAAGUAUCACCCGGAGUGGGCAGACCAGAAUCAGCUGCUUCUGACAAGUCGGAACCGAGUCGCCCUUCAUCCUCCAGUGGAACUCCAUUCAGUAUCAAGCAAGAAAGAGACGGAGAAGAUGAAGGAAAAGAUUUUCUAGACGACAAAGACGCAGAUGCUAAAAGCGUUGCUGGAAACGCUCUUUUAAAGCAACUUCUAAAUAACAAACAAAAGGAUAAUAAUGCAAUGGAGCAAGCCGAAGGCUUACCACACUCUCACUCACCUAAUGCUGUACCGUUAACACCGCAACAACAACAUCAAUUGGCUCUAAUAGAAUCCAUGCCUAUGCAUAUAGAAAGAGAAGAAUGGACAGAGCGACCCCCUAUGACACCACACCCUCUUAUGCAUCAUCAUGUAUCUCCUGAUCAUAUACAUAUGAUGCCACACCAGGCCUUGCCUCCUUCAGCUGUUGUUAUUCAAGAUGAGGCAAAAAAGAAAGUGGGUCAGAAACAACAAAGACAAAGGAAAAGAAAAGAAGAUUCGAAGAAACGACAGAGGAAACAGCAAAUGUCACCAGUAAUGGCUCCACCACCACCAGGUGCAGGCGCUCCAGCUCGCCAAAUAGAUGAUUACAAUACCGCAGUUGUAGAACAGGUAAUGGGACAUUUACGUUCUCUUCCUGGAUGUCAUCUGGAGGAACCAGAAGUACUAUUCAAUAAUAGCGUUGUUCCUGUUAAGGGCCAACCAAAUAACUUUGCCCAAUCAACCAUUUUGACAGGAAAUUAUGGCAAAGCUGUCAUAACUAUAGAUAAAGAAAAAUUACCGGCUGUUGAUUUUUAUGGAACUGGAAAAUUUAAGGUUCAAAAAGAAACACAUAAAGAUGAGAAUGAAGAACAUUUUACACUACCAAAAGUAGACUCUGAAAGUAAUAUGGAUAGUGAAGUUACACGAGGAGUAAAUGAAUGCUUUGAGAAUGGUGACGGAGGUCAAGCUUCAGAUAAAGAAAACUCAAUUGUUCAUCAAGCUAUUCCUUCAAUAACACCUCCUCUCAUACCACCACAAAAUAAUCUUACGAAUAGAAUUUAUAUGAUGUCAAGGAAUAGUAAUCAGUCUCCAUGUACUGUGGUAUCCAUGUCACCGCCAGCUGAUUGUUCUGAAAAUGAUAAUCUGAUUAAGCUUAUCAGGCCAAGUGAAUUAAAAAUUACCAAAGAUCGCAUUGAUUGUAGCAGUCCUGAAGUACCUCUUAUUCGUCCUAUAGCAAGACGAGCUCUAAAUCUAAGUACAAUUCCACCUGUUGAAUCGGACCAAUUAAGUCUUGGUAAGAAUUCAACGAUUUCUGGAAUCUUAGAGCCAGAAUCACAACCGCCAAUGACGCCAGACUUGCCGUUUAAAGCAAGGGACACAACUAAAGAUCAAACAGAAGUAACCUUAACGUUAAGUGUUAAAGCUCCUGAGGAUAUUAAUUCAGUUCUUAACACUUUGGCGGAUCUAUUGAAAAUUUCUGUACCUCCAACUUAUGAAAUUUCCCGAUCACCAUCACCAGAGGCUGUUUCAUCCGGACAAAGCAAUGUUACAAUGAAAGAGGAUGCUGUCAAUAUUCAAUCACUUAUUAAGUCAAAGCCUAGAAUGUGUAAAAAUUGUGACAUGAUGAUACUGAAAUCGGCUGUCAAGAAGAGAAAGAGUGACUAUUUGAACAAAGAUGAAUUUGACUACGAGGACGAAGACCUGAUGUUUUGUAGUUCAACUUGCAGUCAGGCUUAUUCUCCCGAAGAAUACUAUAGAAAGACGAAGCUAUAUAUGCAAAUGCAAAAGGAAGCUUGCAUGUCAUCAACAGCCACUCAAACUAUGAUGACACCAAAUAGAAAUUUUACCAGUCAGGUUUCACAAGAAAAAGUCUCUCCACCAGAUUCGCCUUCGAAGCCCUCCUUAAAACUUCUUGAUCCACCAAAAAUGAAGAAACUACGAGAGGCUGGCUGGAAGAGGUGGAAUAUCAGUUGUGCAAAAGAAUUUAAGCCUACGGAUCCAUUGUCAAAGGAAGAAGUGAAAGAAUUAAUGCAAAAAAUGGGUGUUGCAAUAAAAAUUCGACCAACUCCUGAAGAUGUAAGAAAAUGCUGUUUCUGUGGUCAUCUAGGCGAUGGAAAAACAGAUGGACCAGGAAGGCUAUUAAACUAUGACGUGUCAGUCUGGGUGCAUCUAAAUUGCGCUCUCUGGUCAUCUGAGGUGUAUGAGACAAUGAAUGGUAGUUUAAUCCAUGUUACUGAUGCUUUAAAGAGAGGCUCAUCAGUAAAAUGUACCAAAUGUAAACGACCUGGAGCAACUUUAUCCUGUUUCAAAACUAAUUGCGCAGCUCCUUUUCACGUCAGGUGUGCAAAAGUUGAGGGAUGUACAUUUUUUCAUGACAAAACAAUUUUAUGUAACAAGCAUAAAAAUAUGCCAGAACCUGAAGGUGUAUUGAAUUCUUUAAAAGUUUUCCGAAAAGUAUAUGUUAGCCGACGAGAAACUGAACAAGUAGCAUCCAUUGUUCAUAAAACUGAAGAGAAACAAUGUAAAGUGAGGAUAGGAUCGUUAACUUUAGAAGCAGUCGGCCAACUGCUUCCUCAACAGAUUUCAUCAGGAAAAUUCCAUACUCAAAAUUAUAUAUAUCCUGUUGGUUUUAGAACAAGAAGAUUAUACUGGAGUUAUAGAACUGUACAUGCCCGUUGCCGAUAUGAUUGCUCUAUAGACGAAGAAAAUGGAGAACCAAAAUUCACUGUUUCCACUCAUGAACCUGGAAUUGAAGACGAAACUUUUAGUGGACAAACUCCAGGCUUGGCCUGGUUUCCUAUUCUCAGAGCGGUGGAGAAGUUGCGUCAAAAAGCUGAACUAGUUAAUAUGUUUCCUGCUUUUAUCUCAGGCGAACAACUAUUUGGCUUGUCAGAACCUUUAAUUGUAAGAGUAUUGGAAUCCCUGCCAUGCGCAGAAAUGCUGACAGGUUAUAAUUCCAAGUUUGGUAGAACACCGUUUAUCGAACCGCCUUUGGCUAUUAACCCAACCGGAUGUGCCCGAUCAGAACCAAAAAUGCAAACUCAUAUGAAAACUAGACCGCUCCCAGGAAUGAGCUCUAAUUUGAAUACGAGUCCUACUCGACACCCACAUCAAAGUGCAAGCAACGCAAUGUCUUCACUAGAUUUGUACAACAAACAUUUUGUUCAUUCCAAGUCCCAACAGUACAAAAAAUUGAAGGUAGAAUGGAGGUGUAACGUAUACUUAAGAAGAAGCAAUAUUCAAGGUCUAGGGUUGUAUGCUGCAAGAGAUUUAGAAAAACAUACUAUGGUAAUAGAAUACGUUGGAGAACAAAUUCGUGCUGAGUUAUGCGACAUUCGUGAAAGAUUAUAUGAACAGCAAAACAGAGGUGUAUAUAUGUUCAGACUUAACGAUUCAUAUGUAAUAGACGCUACAAUGUGUGGUGGACCUGCGAGAUAUAUAAAUCAUUCAUGUAAUCCAAAUUGUGUUGCUGAGGUAGUACCUUUUGAAAGAGGUGAAUUAAAAAUUAUAAUAAUAGCUAAACGAAGAAUUACGCGAGGCGAGGAGUUAACGUACGACUACAAAUUUGACUUUGAAGAUGAUCAGCAUAAAAUACCGUGCCUUUGCUCUUCGUCCAACUGUCGGAAGUGGAUGAAUUAA